Molecule: messenger RNA, 1510 nt
Organism: Drosophila obscura
Lineage: Eukaryota; Metazoa; Arthropoda; Insecta; Diptera; Drosophilidae
Product: XK-related protein 6
Exons: 5
Coding region: 329-1381 (350 amino acids)
Biological process (GO): phosphatidylserine exposure on apoptotic cell surface; engulfment of apoptotic cell; apoptotic process involved in development
Cellular component (GO): plasma membrane
Source: RefSeq, a predicted model, not a curated record
UGUUCGUUUUGCUGUUUCCCUUCAAAUUGAACCCAAACUGGCUUACUUCUGAUUAAAGAUCAUCUUUAGCCCUAUUGCUAAAGAAAACAAUAUGUUUACACGAAAAUAAAAGGACUAUUAGCACGAAAAAACCAAACAAAGUGAUCAAGUGUACAGGUUUAGAGCCUGCUUGAGCCAAUUCGUUUUGUCAUCUCUAAUUCAAUGUUUAUAAUUCUUGGCUUGACUUGACUGGCAUUUUUUUCAUAGAAUUUUGAAACUCCGGACGAGUAUGUGACAUUAUGCGAAGUCAUCUGCAACACAGGGCCAAGCUGAAGGUUUCUGAAGUACAAUGAAGAUCGCUAGCACCAGAAUGGAGGAAGUAGUGGACUCCGCCGCCUCUGUUGUGAUGGUGCCUAUCACCCCGCUGAGCAUAGUGCUAACUGGCGUCUCCGUCAUAUUGCGCUUCACUUCCAUCAUCAUCAACUGGAGUCUGGCCUAUGAUUAUUGGCUGGAUGGAUCGUACAGCUACACCGCCUGGACUAUUGGAUCGAUUACGCUGCCCAUGGUGAUCACAUCAAUCAUAUACACAAAUGUAUUGGCUGCCAGCAACUCGGAUCAGAGAGGCAUGUACUCCACUGUUGUGCUAUCAUAUCUCUUUCGGGACGGAUAUUCCUUACAUUAUGCCCUGGAGUACAGCAAGGCAAAAACGAAAGGCCACAAAGAGUUCGAAUUAAUAUACUAUCAACAACUGUUGCGGGAAGAAUGCGAUGUGGGUUUUAUCCGGCUCUUCGAUUCGUUUCUGGAAUCAGCUCCCCAAAAAAUACUUCAGCUUGUCAUACUGAUGCGAUCUUUAAAGAAAUUGACAAAUUAUCGCCUCUUUGCCUUCGUCGUCUAUUUUGGCAGCAUUGCCUGGUGCAUACAGGCCUAUAAUCGUUCCAAUCGCCUGGUGCAGCUCGACAAAUAUGAUAUAGCGGCCAAGGGGCGUUUUGUGCAAUUCCUUUUUCUCCUAUGUCUCACGGUUUCCCGAACUUUAUGCAUUGCCUAUAUGGCCAGUCUCUUCCCCCUGGAAACACUGGGUGUGUGCAUCCUUCAUGUAUGGUUUUGUGGCUCUGUCGUCUUUUUGUUUGACUCGCCAACGAUUGCCCAAUCUAGAGUGUUAAACUAUAUCUAUUGCCUGACCUUUGGUGUUGUGUAUAUAUUUAUUUUUACCCCUGUUAAGGAUGCGCCCACAAAGUACAAGUAUACAUCGUAUCUGACAUUUUGUCUUUUGCAAAACAUUAUCGUCUGUGUGCUAUAUAUCCCUCUGUAUUUUUCUAUUGCCAUUAUUGCCUUGUAUAUUUGUGGGAUCAUGCUCACGAUCUAUUACUAUCUGUACUGCCACCCAAGUAUUUUAUGUCUAUAGUUUACUUAAAUUCUCUUUUUGAAUUUGGCCGGGAUAAUAAAGGUGCUCCCCUACCCUACAGCUGUAUUCUGUUUAAUGAUGAGCUGGGGACAAGUGCAAAAUAAGCCUAUGUUUAAUUAUUCCUAUUGG